Uloborus diversus is the source of this 1792-nucleotide messenger RNA. Its product is annotated as cytochrome P450 18a1-like. Lineage: Eukaryota; Metazoa; Arthropoda; Arachnida; Araneae; Uloboridae. Gene Ontology annotation, molecular function: heme binding; iron ion binding; monooxygenase activity. The record is from RefSeq and is a predicted model, not a curated record.
GUACUGUAAUCGCGUUAAAUGCCUAGGGGAAAAUUGAAACAGCAUGCAUUUAAACUAAGAAUUGUAGUUUCUCUUUGUUUGUCAUCUUGAGCCAGACUACGAGCAAGAAUGGAUUACUCAGCUAUAUUGCUUGUUGUUUGUUUUAUGAUCCUAGUUGCGUACUUGGUGACUCACAGUUUCAGCGGCAGAACACCACCUGGACCUAUAGGAUUGCCUAUUGUGGGUUACAUACCGUACAUGACUAAGAAGCCUUAUCUUGAUUUGAUGAAGCUGUCUAAGAUCUAUGGUUCUAUUUUCAGCAUUCGCCUUGGAGCGAUCAAUGUUAUUGUUCUGGGAGAUUACGAAUCUACUAAGGAAGCUUUUUCCAUGGAUGCAUUUAUUGGAAGGCCUCCAGAUUCACCAUUUGAUCUCAACAAAGAAACUUUGGGAAAGAAAUUGAAGAACACGAGGCAACUUUAAACCCAAACAACAUUCGAGACUACAUUGAUGGUUACUUAUUAGAAAUAAAGAAGAGAAAUGACCCAGCAUUCUGCAAGCCCGUUCUUGAAGACAUGAUCGGAGCGUUCUUCGGAGCUGGGAGCGAGACCGUGAGGAUCACAACCGAAUGGCUCCUUUUGGUUGCAGCAGAUAUGCCACAUGUCCGGAAGAAAGUCCAGAAUGAAAUAGAUGAGGUCGUCGGGAAAGAUCGAGUGCCAACAUUUGCAGACCAUGUCAGUAUGCCGUACAGUAUGGCCGUUGUGAUGGAACUGAUGCGAUGGAGGACGAUCAUUCCUAUUAACAUACUUAGAUAUACCAUUGCUGAUGCAGAGUUACAAGGCUUCUUCAUUCCCAAGCACUCAUACAUAAUUGCUAACUUGUGGGAAAUUCAUCACAAUCCAGCUUACUGGGGUGCAGAUGCAGAAGAAUUUCGGCCGGAAAGAUUCCUGUCCGAAGAUGGAACGGAAUUACUAAAAUCAAAGUACUUCAUACCUUUCUCUAUAGGUAAGCGAUCCUGUCCAGGAGAACCAAUGGCCCGUGUUGAAGUCUUCCUGUACUUUGUGUCAAUUUUGCAGAAAUUUCACUUGAGUCUUCCUCAAGGAGUAAAAGCCGAUUAUGAAGGAGUACUGGGCAUAGGACUCACACCGAAAUCUCAAAACAUUUGCUUUCGAAAAAGAUACUAGAUUUUAAACAAAUGACUUUCGUCCUAAAACAGACUUGGGUUUCAUCCUUUGUAAUUAUAUGUGGUCAUCAUUGAAGGUCUCUCAGCAAAAAAAUAAUUAAGCAUGCAGGACUAUUAGCAGUGGCUUAGUCAAGGGAGAGGCGGGGCUCAUAAUCCCCCAUGAAAUGUUCAGGCUACAUAUACCCAUGCCUACGUGUGUUAUGUAUGAAGGUAUAUAUGUGUUAUAAGUGAAAAUCCCGCUUCCACUAAAUAUUUGACUCUACACCUUUUGAGAAUUAGAGAGUGUUUCUGUGAAAAUGCUGUUCAACAAAAUGCUGUGAUUAAUGUAGUGUCUCAUAUGUGUUAAAACGUUCCAGGUGUUUUAAAUAAAUAUUCAUUUCUCAAAAAUUAUUUGAUAAAACGUUUCAAAAAUUUUUGUCAAAAUUAUUUUGUAAGAUAAGUUAUUCUAGGUUAAAUUCUUUUAUUUGCAUUAAAUUAUAAUUUUUGCUUUAAAAGAAGAAAAUAUGAAUUGAUCUUCUAAAAUUCCACUGUACUUUUUCAAGUAAUUAUUUGCGUUAUUUGUAAAGCAAAUAUAUUUCUUUGAAUUUUCUUUCUAAAAUCGCAUACUCAUCUUUUUAUUUUCUUUUUAUUGAU